UAUAGAAAUGUACAAUUUGAUUGCAAAGAAAUUCAAAGCCAAAUACUUUUUUUCUAGGAAUACAGAUUACAACAUGUGUUUAUAGAUAACAACAUUUAAGAAAAAGUGAUAACAAAGCUUCUGGAUAUCUGUAAUAAAAAGAAACUGCGUUGCAAGAAAAUCAGAGUUUAGGUGGUUUCCUCUAGCAGUAAGGUAUACUGCUCAAUUCCACCCGACCACAACUUGUACUGCGAUCGAAACUUAAAGGAGACAAAGCAUACUCCGAUUGUUCGACGACGUGGUAGGCCAACUACGUUUUGGUGUACUUUCCCCUUUGAUGGUGGCAGCACAUGGGGCACAGGGUGGGGAUGCUUCAAAUGCUUAAAAGGCCUUCCAACGUCCUUGUGACACGCAGUUCUCGAAUAGAACGUAAUAGCACCCUGUUGAAGUACAGUAGUUAGUAUCUUAAAAGUGCGACAGAAUUCUAAUUCAAUUUUUGCGGGAACAUUUCAUUAUAGUAAUUUGUGAUACGAUCACGAUAAUAAUAAUCAAGAUACCAGUGUUACAUUGAAAUCAAAAUCUCGAUAAGUUCAACAUCAUCGUAAUAAAAAAUCAUCAGGAUUUUAGUGAAGAAGAAGAAGAAGUGACUUUUCAUUUGAAUUCAGAGUUUUGCAUUUUUUCAAUUCAGUGAGCAGUGAAUGGACCAAGUGAUUAUCAACAGUUUCAAGUAUAUCGUAGCCGCAACAAGUAAAUACCGAAGAAAUGCAAAAAGGAGGAAGUGUCCAGAUAUUUGCGUCGUUCCUUUUGCUGGUCUUUUUUGUGUCACCAUCCUCGACUUGGGCCCUUACGACGUUUGGUAAAACCAACCCCCAAACUCAAAAUCAAAACCCUCCACCACCGCCUACCCCAGUGGGAAAGGCCCGGGAAUGUAAAUUAGAAUCCGAGUGCGCUGGUAUUCAAAAUACAACAUGUAUGGCAGAUCCUCGAGAUGGAAGGACGCGUUGCCUAUGCGGUGACUAUUCUGCGCCUCUUAAUGGCGCGUGCACUAACAAAUAUAAAGCUCUACACACAUCAUGUAACGAAGAUUCCGAAUGCAUUGAUGGCGCACAUUGCGUGCAACGAAACGCGACCAUGUCUGGAAAACGUUGCUAUUGUCAAGAAGGAUAUUACGAAGAAAACCCUUUGGUUUGCAACGGUAGUGCAUCCUCCAACCUUACGAUUCACAUAGUUCUGUUAGUUACUUUAAGCCUUUUAAAACAAAACCUUAAUUUCUUGUAAGUUGAAACAUUAUUCUCAAUAUGAUUGAAUUUGGUUAAUUUCAAAGUUGUGUACAUUUUUUUGGAAUAUGAAUCAAUCAAAAAUAUGAUAUUAUAUAUGUAAUAUCAAGAAUUAAUUUUACAUCAAACACAAUCCAAAUAACUACAAUAAUAUAAUUUUUAAUAAUAUAAUAUAAGUCAAUGAAGUCAAUCAUAUACUAUAAAUUAAAUUUAAAAACUAUAUUUGAAACAGAUUAUUUAUAAACGAAAUAAUCUACUAUAUACAUUAUAUAAAACCUUUAGAUAAAAAGCAAUAUAUGUAUUUAUAUGACAUUGCUCUCUUAAUCCUUUAAUUUUCAAUCUUCUCAGAAUUUUGUCCUUGUGCUUAUUUCAAAUGAUGUUUUACUUUAUCUAUUUCUAUUUUUAAAAAUCAAUAGCAAUUUUUUUCAUUCAGGUACAGACUUAAUGUUUGUUGCCUAAAACAUAUUUUCAUAUUUGUGAACUAUAACAUAAUGUGAUUUAUAAUUAUUUAUAAUAUCAGUUAAUCUAUAACAAAAUCAUCUAUUCUACCAUAUAAUAAGAGCGUAAUUAAAAACAUGCAUGAUAUCACAUUAUCAUUUGAAUCAUACCAUGUAAAGACUUUAUAAUAACAUUUAAUGAAAAAUUUUAUGUACAUUUUAUUAUAGUUUCAAUUUCUUUAUCAUACACCAGUUUUAAAUUUACAAAAUCUGGCUCUUAUUUAUGAAGUUAGAUGACAUUAUGUAAUUAAUCAA
This is a messenger RNA of Osmia bicornis bicornis, 2008 nucleotides long. RefSeq lists its product as uncharacterized. Lineage: Eukaryota; Metazoa; Arthropoda; Insecta; Hymenoptera; Megachilidae. The record is from RefSeq and is a predicted model, not a curated record. The transcript is spliced from 4 exons. The coding region runs from base 742 to 1257 and encodes 171 amino acids.